Molecule: messenger RNA, 1207 nt
Organism: Drosophila sulfurigaster albostrigata
Lineage: Eukaryota; Metazoa; Arthropoda; Insecta; Diptera; Drosophilidae
Exons: 2
Coding region: 101-826 (241 amino acids)
Source: RefSeq, a predicted model, not a curated record
UUCAUUUGCUAUCGAUAGCUGUAAAUGUCAGCGCAAGAUUCAAAAAAUAUAAAAUAUAUAACCAUUUUUAUAAAUGUAAUUGCAAAUUCUUUGUAGAAAAAUGAACUCUUGUGUGUUUACUGUGUUGCUAUUUAUUGCACUGCUGGGCGCAUGUGCUUCGUUGCCCAGUGGGAAUCACGUAGAAAAGUCUAAUAGAAACAUUAAAACGCUGAAAUACCAAAGCUCUGUGAAGGAGAUUGUCAAGGACUUGAUAACAAAUUGGAAUUCACCCAUUGUGUAUCUCAGGAAUCGCGGUUACCUGAAAGCACCACAAAUAGAUUUUGAUAUGUUCCGCAAGGACCUGGGCAAGAAGGCUAAACGAAUGUCGGGAACUAACGAGUAUGAAAAUGGCAACGAUCUUGGUGAAAUGUUUCGCUCACUCUUCGCGUCGAGCGACAUUGCAGGCAUCUCAGAUAAAAUCAAAUCUAAAUUGGGCGUGGGUUGGGACAUGGAUAAACUGAAGACAUCGGUGCGCAACGAAGCAUCUAAGUUCUAUGAACAGUUUUACAAUAAACGCAGUCAACAAGUAUCGAAUGGUCAGCAGGUUGAAGAAAGUGCCGAUAUUGACAGACAAGUGGCUCAGUUAUAUCCUUCGGUUAUACCCAGUGCAAGUAAUGAGCAAACCGAAAAGGAUGAAAAGAAAGAAUCACUUGAGCCAGCCGUUCAUAAGGAAGCCAAGUUUCUUAGCGGCAUUGCCAAGCUUCUGACCAAUCGGGAGCUAAUGGGGAAGGUUAAGUCACAGGAAUCCAAAAAACCGCUAACAGUUGAGCAUCCCAAGACACUAUAAUAGUUUUUGUGCAUGUUUUGAGUUUAAUUCUUGUUUGUGUAAAUUGAGUCCUGGAUACAUAUUCAAAUUGAUUAGCGAACUGAUUAAUUAAAACAAGUUUCUAUUUGUCACACAAAUUUGAUGAAUCAUAGAUGUCCAAAUGAAUUUUUGCAUGACUUGGACUUGUUGCUAAAUAAAGCAUUACCAAAGUGGAAAUGGUAGGCAAACAAUUACACGUUAUUUUUGCUUACAAACAGCUAAAAGAGCCUUGUCGAAAAGAAGCUUAUUAAAAAGUCACCUGAAAUCAUUUAAACAAAAAUUUAACACUCGCUUAAAAUCAAUUGCGACGGACUAUAAAUUACCGAAAUUAAACUAAACUUGUUUACGCCAAAAAAAAUAAAA